AUGUCGGCGGCAUUGACGACCAACGUCGAUCAACGCCUGCUCCGUACGACCAAGUUCCCGCCCGAGUUUAAUGUCAAGGUUGACAUGCGCAAGGUCAAUAUCCACCUGAUCAAGUCGUGGGCGCAAAGCGAGAUUGAGAAGAUCCUCAACAACGACGACGAUGUGGUGCCCGAGCUGGUGAACAACAAGCUUGAAGAGUCGAGAUUCCCCAACAUCAAAGAACUGCAGAUCCAGCUCACCGGCUUCCUCGACAAAGACGCCCCCUCCUUCUGUCUCAGCCUCUGGAAGCUCUGUAUCAGUGGGCAAGACAACCCCCAAGGCAUCCCGAAAGAGUUGAUUGAAGCAAAGAAGGCCGAGCUCACUCAAGAGAAGGCCGAGAAAGAGAAGGCACGUGAGGAAGCAAUCAAACGUCAAGAAGCCGAGCUCGAGAGAGAGCGCGAGAUGGACCGCAUCAGAGAUCGUGAACGCAGCGAGCGUGGACGAGGCAGAGGUGGACGUGGCGGUCGCGAUUCGAACCGUCGCCCCCUCCGUCGUUCCCCUUCCAGAUCCAGGUCACCACCAAGACGCCGCCGUGACGAUGACGACUUCCGCAGACCUCCCCCCCGAGUCGACUCCUACGUGCCCUCGAACGGCAGACGUCGCCGCUCUCCAUCCACCGACCGGGAUGGCCACCGCUCGCGCUCCCCACCCGCGAGACGUAGCCGCCGAGACGCCUCGUCCUCCCGCUCCCCGCCGCCUCGCAAGAGGAGAAACACCAGCAGCGGCGGCUCAUCCUCGAGACCGUCCAGCAGGCGUCUCCGCUCUCGCUCGCCUGCCCGCAGAGGGCACUCUCCGCCACCGCGACGGUACCGCCGUCGCUCCUCGACACGAAGCCGCUCGCCCCGCCCAAAGCGAAGCCGCAGAGACUCGCCAAGCCCUCGCCGCCGGGCCAGCACCUCCUCUUCCGCCUCCCCCGCCGCCAAUCGCAAGGUUGGCGCUUCCCUCGCCGCCGACGACCUGAUGGCGAGCGAUCGCCGUCGGGGAGAUCGCGCCGAGCAGCUGCGGCUCAGCCGCGACACGAGCGAGGGUGACGUGGAGCCCACCCCCGGACAGAAACUAAUCCACCCCCAGUCAUACGCCUUCAAAGGCGCGGCUCAGCGCGCCGCUCUCGCUCGCGCGCAGGCCCAAGUUGCCGCCCCAUUGGCCGUCCCCAAGGGGCCAAGCCAGGCGAGCACCCUGCGCGAGAAGCUGCUCAAAGCGCAGCUGAUGAAGAAGCUGGCGCCCUUCCGCGAGGAGGCGGUGCGGAAGAACAGGGAGGCGGAGGAGGCGGGUGCUGGCGCUGCUGGCGGGCGGGCUGGCGAGUCUCUGGGGUAAGUGAGCGUUGCUUUUUUUGCUUUUUUGCGUUUUUGCACUGCAUGGCGGGUGGGAGGGGGUUUGGGAUGGGGCGGAUGGGCAGGAGAUAGAUUGGGAAUGGGAGGGUGUUUGCUGGCGUGUGUUUGUUCUUUUCCCUUCUCGUGUCACUUUGUCUGUCACUGGUCGUGUGCACCUGUUAAAUGUUUGCCUUCGUGUGAUUGCUGUACGUCG
Molecule: messenger RNA, 1563 nt
Organism: Neohortaea acidophila
Lineage: Eukaryota; Fungi; Ascomycota; Dothideomycetes; Mycosphaerellales; Teratosphaeriaceae
Exons: 4
Coding region: 1-1353 (450 amino acids)
Biological process (GO): regulation of mRNA splicing, via spliceosome; mRNA processing
Cellular component (GO): spliceosomal complex
Molecular function (GO): RNA binding
Source: RefSeq, a predicted model, not a curated record